Molecule: messenger RNA, 763 nt
Organism: Acyrthosiphon pisum (pea aphid)
Lineage: Eukaryota; Metazoa; Arthropoda; Insecta; Hemiptera; Aphididae
Exons: 3
Coding region: 299-697 (132 amino acids)
Source: RefSeq, a predicted model, not a curated record
GAGAAACAGUGAGAUCGGCCGCAUGAACAAGCGUGUCGCGCGUAUCGAAAUGGAUUUCUAUUAUUAUACGGUGUGCCGCCGCGACGUCGUUUCGCUGUGCAUUUGAUCGUCGCGGCCGGCGGCGGACCAGCCGCGGCGGGACGUGUGGUAUAUCUCGCACGCGGAGCUUAGCAAGAGCGGGAAGUGAGCUAUUUCAGUCGCGGGCCACAUUUCACCACAGAAUGAAAUUGCCUCCCUGCAAGAGUCACACAUAUUAUUUUUUGUCACGCCUCUAUCUUCAUCAAUCACAGCAAAUGUAAUGCGAGGAUCUAUGCAACAACCAGACUAUUCUAAAGAAACAAUUUCAAGAAAUAAAAAUGUUGAUGCGUCAUACAAGAAGAUUUCAGUGUUUGGUUAUGCUGGAUAUGUCCGGCACUAUGGGGAUUCCCACUUUACCGCCCAUUGUAUGGAAAAAAGUCGCUUUCAAACGCUUCAACCGUCAUCAAAAACUAAGCUUUCAGUGCAGGUGUCACAAAAAAGUUAUUACUUAUUUAUUUUAAAACUUGGUAAAAAAAUUAGAGUAAGUUAUCAAAGUAAAAAUUCAAAAAGUUCUCCAACAUUUUUAAAUUUUGAUGUUACUGCAGAGAUGAACAGAUGCAUUGUAUUUUUAAUUUUGUUUUUGUUUGCAUUGAAAAUUGUUUAUAUUAAAAUUAAUUAGAUCAAUAUUUGUCAGUAUAACUAAUUCAAAAUCACAAAAAAAAUAAUUGUUUUUAUGUUCAAAACU